GAACUUAUCUAGUUUUACCCCUGCCAUGGAAAUGAAAAGGAAUAAAUGCACGCAACCAAAACAGCUCCACAUCAAUCUCAAACACCUUCCUCCUGUAGAUCCAGCCACCACCAACCCCUUCCCAGAUUAUUAACUCCAACUAUGAAGUAUGUUGUAGAAGGUGCUAGGGCAGGAGAGGGGCUGGAGCCGGCAAAACAAUUUGAUGAAGAAGCAAACACAACAGCAGAUAAUAACCCAUCACAAAUCAUCAAGGCUGGAGAUGACUCCAGCACCAUAAAGAACACAACCAAGGUGGGUGAAAUUAGCAAGGAUGAUAAAAACUCUCAUAACGACUCAGGUGGGCCAAAGAUAUCCGCCAAAUCACAAUUGCUGGAGACUUUAGCUGCAAACAAGUGGAAACCCCCUUUAUUUGAAUGCUUCAAGGAAGAAGGACCUUGCCACAAGAAAUUGUUUACCUACAAGGUUGCAAUUCGGAUUGAAGGAGAAGCAUCGACUGUAUUGGAGUGUUUUGGUUACCCUAAACCAACAAAGAAAACAGCAGCUGAACAUGCAGCUGAAGGGGCGUUGUGGUACUUGAAGCAUUUGGGUUAUUUUCCAAUCAAGAAGGUUAAGAGGAAAAAAUAAUUAUUUAUAGUUAGAAAUUGUUUACAUUCAGACUAACUAGGUCAUAUUCUGUAUAUUCUAACAUGUAGGAGUAGUAGUAGUAAAAUUAAGGUUUACCAUCUGUACUCAUGUAUUUAGAAAUCGUACAUUUUUCUCGGUUGUUGUGUA
Populus nigra (black poplar) is the source of this 771-nucleotide messenger RNA. RefSeq names its product ribonuclease 3-like protein 1. The record is from RefSeq and is a predicted model, not a curated record. Bases 46 to 624 code for a protein of 192 amino acids. NCBI's taxonomy places the organism in Eukaryota, Viridiplantae, Streptophyta, Magnoliopsida, Malpighiales, Salicaceae. The transcript is spliced from 4 exons.